Sycon ciliatum is the source of this 4068-nucleotide messenger RNA. RefSeq lists its product as uncharacterized. The record is from RefSeq and is a predicted model, not a curated record. The transcript is spliced from 21 exons. The coding region runs from base 304 to 3747 and encodes 1147 amino acids. Lineage: Eukaryota; Metazoa; Porifera; Calcarea; Leucosolenida; Sycettidae.
AGAUAACAGACCAGGGUCCAGUGCAGAGACAGCGUGGUGGCCUGGCCGGGAUAGAGAAAGUCAUUCACCGAAUCUCUUUCAGAGUUCUCAGCGGCUUUUUGGAUCAUACAAUUUGCAUCUUCUUCUCGCUUACGCUCUGUGGUGAGAGGGAUGAAGAGAGUGGACAGUGGUCCCACAAUCUGUUUCAUGUGGACAGGAAACUGACUUGAAAAUAGCGAAGGUGACCUGCAAACAAACGACAACGGGGAGAAACGGUGCCGUCUCAACUCUCUCGAAGUUCGCAAGGUCACACAUCGGGACACGAUGUUAUGGUACGUUGUUUUGUCGUCCUGCUUAGCUGCUCUUCUGCUUGGGGGAGAGGCAAGUGCGCAACAAGGAACUGCUCCUCGAUUAUGCCAAUGUAACUCACUUUGCCCAGCAGUAAGCCAAGAUGCUGGAUCUGGUGCAGGCCCCGAGAAACUGGCCCUACUCGUAUCACCAUAUCGCCUGGCUACGGAGAGUGAGAAGGUCUACGCACCUCACCAAUCCUUCAGAGUGACACUACAUAUCCGAGAACCCAUCAACAGUUUUGCUGUGUGCGUGGCUCGGACGGCAGUGAGCGGUGCGGAGAGCAGCACUGAUCGAUUCAUUCGUAGAUUCCUGCCAUAUCACGCCAGACUAAGACAGGGAUGUUCCAAUGUCGUUCAACAGAGUCCAACAUUUUACCGCCGUACAUUUGGUGUGCUGCAGUGGAGAUGGAGGGCUCCGUCUGCCAACAUCGGAUGCUUUGAGUUCACAUCGUGCGCCCAGCUCAGUGGUGGAGAACAGAAUUUCGUACAGCACAAAGUGACCGUUUGUCCGGCUCAGUACUCACGAUUUCCCAGGCCCACACAGGACUCUCCAGCAUCAAACUUUGCUCCAGCAAACAUUCAGCUAUCGAGUAGUGCUAGUGGUGAGGUUGGCCUCACUGCCACAAUCAGUCUGCAUGCAGUGCAAGACAAUGACCAGGUAGCAGCACAGGAAACACCAGUCUUUGCAAACGAUGGACACUAUGAAGUUCAAAUAAUGGGAAGUUCCAAUUUUGAUCAAUGCUUCGUCUCUGUUGAAACUGAUGAUGGCUACGGGCAGCGCACGGAUCCAGGACUGUUUUCUAAAAGAGCAAUCGGUGGAAGCGAGCGCCGCUGGAUGGGGCACAGCAAUGUCAUUACGUGCUCCAACUCAAAACCAACAAACAUCACAAAUGUUGUCUGGACAUCGCCAGCAGAAUCAGAAUGCGUCACAUUUAGGGUAUGGCAUAUACUUGCAUCCAACGAAGCAGUCUACUCAGAGCGACGAUACUGCAAGACUGAAUGGAUAUCGGUGUGUCCGAACAGCCGUUCCUUAGCACUGCCUAAUUUCCAACCUCCGCUGCCGACGGAUCGAGUGGACACAGCUAGCCUUCGCAUGGAGACGUGGGACAAUCGGAGUCAGUCUUGGGCUGCAGUUGAAGAUGCUCUCUCCUUCCGACCAAGUUCUAUCUACCGAGUGAGGCUAACUGUGGCAAGUGCAGAUCCUGGUUUUACAACGUGCUAUGCAACAUCAACUGGUCAGGAUGUGUCAAGUCGUGAUCUUGAUCGUCAUGGUUACUUCCUGGACAAGCCAAUGAACAGUCCAGAUAAGUGCUAUCUGGAUUACUCCAACACAGUCACUUGUCAUCAUGACAAUCUCCAGCCUCGCCAGAGCAUAUUUCUCACGUGGAUGUCUCCGUCUGCAGAUAGUCCAUGCGUUCUUCUCAGGUUUUGGCUUGGACACCAAGGUGAUAGAAGAUUGCAAGAACAUGUCCACCAGCUGUGCAGGCUGACCUACGUGGAGCUGCCUGGACUGAGUGCUGCUCGCUUCAAUGCCCCGUCGACAUUCAAACCUCAAACAGCGCCGAUAGUUUAUCCCGGUCCGGUGAAGACCAGGGAUGAUGUUGAGAUAUCACUGCGAGGCUGGAGCGAGGAGCAAGGUGUCUCCAACGAUGAACUCAUGCAUUACUGGUCUGAUCAGACAUAUCUUGUAUCCGUGAAGACAGCACAACCCUACACCAAGUGCUAUAUGAUGUCAUCGCCACAACCAGUUGACAGUCCAGAGCACUCUGGGAGCUUUAUACGACGCCAUCGCUCUGGAUCGGAAACCCUGUACACGUCCUUCAAGAAUGUGAUAGACUGUGCAGCGGACUCGUCAGUUGCUGGGAGCAUGGAAAGCAAUGCAACCCGUGUGGUGUGGAGAGCACCUGGAGACGCAAGUGUUUGUGUUGAUUUCGUGAUUUGGCUGGAGUUUGCAGGAGGCAUGCUGACCAAAGUUAGCAAACCAGUGUGUCAGAUGAAAUUCCAGCUUUUCCAAAACAACUGCCCUGCACUUGCCAGCCUGCCACCGACAAUAGCGUGUCGCCAAUGUCCAGGCCAAGGAAGUCCCUACUACUUCCUGGAUAUGUUGGAUGCAACGUUAGUGCAGCGUACUGGCUGCUGUAAUGGCUUGCCACAUGAUGAAACAAACACUAUGUGCUGUGGUGAUAGCAUACAGCCCCGCCUCACAGGACAAGCUGGUCUCAGGUAUCAGUGCUGUGGGGAUACUGAGUAUUAUGAUCCCUCAGUGGCAACAUGCUGUAUGGGCAACAAGCAAGAUGGCGGCUCUAGAAGUCACCGGUGCUGCAGGGACCAGUCGUUCAGUCAUGCUAGUAUUGUAGCCAGUGGUGGUCCCGGUGGCACGGUGUCAUGCUGUGCUAACCAGCCAUACAACACCAAUACUAAAAUCUGCUGCUCUGGAGAGCUUCAUAACACCUGGCCAAACACAAUCUCUGUAGAUCUGAGGUGCUGCCCUGGACCGAACAUCCCAUACAACCCAAGCAGUCACCGGUGUCUGUGGUGCAAUGCAGACCGAACCUCUCCCAGGGUGGUACAACCGCUUGGAAUUCCGGCCAGGUGCUGUGGAGGCCUUCCGUACAACGUCACAGAGAAAGUGUGCUGUGACCAGAGCGCUGAAAUUCUCGUCGACGCCGUCUCGGCAAAUUCAGGUUGUUGCGCUGGCAAGGCAUAUGACCAGGGUAAAGCGAGGUGUUGCUCUAGUAAGAUUGUUGCCGCUCCGCCUGGAAACACGGUUACAGCAUCAUGGUCCUGCUGUGGAGACACCAGUAUUUUCAACACACGGACACACGCAUGCUGUAAUGGCACGGUGUACAAUCGCCUAACUCAGAGGUGCAUUGUAUGUCUACGUCGGCAACAUGUUGUGGAGAACAAUGGUGCAUACCAAUGCUGUAGAGACCAAGCGUACAGUCGUCUGGAAGAGAUAUGUUGCCGGGGAUCACUGAAGGCGCUGCCCAGUGUGCACCUAAGCAUUGGCUCGUUGCCACGGUAUGAAUGUUGCGGUGAAGUUGUGUAUGACACUGCUGUCAGCACCUGUUGCUCGGACUCGCGAUCGCAGCUUGCACCUGGAGCGUUGACUCCUGGCCGCAGAUGCUGUGGACCAGACAAACUAUACGAUGAGGCAACACAGCGGUGCGUGCGCUGUACAAACGGUCAACCUACCAUCGUACCGUCCGACAAGACAGUGCUAUGCUGCCAGCAGAAUGCAUUUGUGUCGGGUGUUGAGAUAUGCUGCCCCGAUGGCAGCGUUGCUCAGAUAUCGCCGGAACGGCCAACAUCCGCAGUCCCGCGUUACCAAUGCUGCUCGCAGAACCGGGCAUAUGACGCGAGGCAGGAAAGGUGCUGUGCCGACGGACGGCUCCUUGAUAGAGCGCUGCAGUGCUGAUAGGGUUGCAGGCAAGAGCAGUGGGGAUGUGCCGCAUGUACAUACACGUAUGUACAGGUGAAGGUCAUAGUGAUUGACUUGAUGAACAGCAGAAUCUGAUGUGAGCAAUCAUAGCAAGGACUCCAUGCAGCAUAAUUGCAUAUGUACAGUAUUCAAUUUCUUUAGCUUCUUAGGGUUUGCAUCCCGUUCUUACCUUCAUGAAGGUUAUCUUGUCUUGCCAUGGCGUGAGCAUGCCAUUCUAGACUGAGCAGUCAAUAGUGAUUGGAUGCAUUUCUACUGAUGAGAAGGAUACACAGGUCUGAGGCGUCAUGCCACCAUCAA